Molecule: messenger RNA, 1146 nt
Organism: Saxophila tyrrhenica
Lineage: Eukaryota; Fungi; Ascomycota; Dothideomycetes; Mycosphaerellales; Extremaceae
Exons: 2
Coding region: 1-1146 (381 amino acids)
Source: RefSeq, a predicted model, not a curated record
AUGACGACCUGGCGCAGGUCUGGCGGUGUCGACGAUGCGGCCGGAAGAAAGACAGAGCAAGACAUUCAAGCACAGAAGAUAUCUACCGUUACCGCCAUGUCCGCACGAACACGCAGGACCUCCGAGAACCCGGCGUCUCGGCCAGCCCCAGGCAUCUCACACGCAUCCGGGACAGCUUAUCAAUCGAGGUCCUCCUGGAGAGACGAGAUUACCACCAACGAUGCACCAGCAUGGCAGUCAAACGUCCCCCGCUCCACCAAAUCUCGAACACAAGUGGACGAAGACGACAGAAAGACUGGCAUCGCCUUCCGUGCCCCAUCGGUCGCUCCAUCCGACAGCAUCUCCAAGAUCCAGUCUCGUGCUCCAACGAAGGGACGGCAAUACAGUACCAUCUCCACCAGAGCAUCAACCCGGCGCCCGCCUCUCCGGUCGAGGUACAGCUCUCAGGACGGGACUGCCGUGACUGAUGGCGUGCCCUUGACCGAGACAAACGUGAACGCCCUGAAUCAAGGCGGGCGAAGCGUGCGGGAGAGCACCGCCUACUCAAGGCCAAAGUCUCGACGACCGCUGCGACGCCAUGAUAGUGCCACGAGCGAGGGAUAUGGCGUGGAUGAUCGCACGGCAACGCAGCAAAGCACGCGGGCUUCACGCCGUCGAGCGACCGUCACUGGGGAUGAGUACGGGUAUGGCGGAGCGGGUCCGUCGAGGUCGUCUUUCAAGUCUCGAGCUACGAGUGCUCGUCCUACGACCGCGGUGGCUUCGAGGAGCCGGGCAACGACUGUUCCGAAAGAUAGUGAUGGGCCUGGGACUAAAGUCUCACGCCGAACGUCACAAGCCCAUGGAACCACGCAGGCCGGAUCAGCUGCGCAGAACCAACAGAUCGCAACGACCGGACAGAAGAGUCGAGCGACUUCUUCCUCUCCGUCUUCAGCUCGCCCUUCAGCACCAUCAGCGCCUGCGGACCCAUUCCGUCCACGCUCAGCUACAUCACCUACCCAAGCGAGUCCGCCUGGAUUCUCCGAAUGGGAACGACGGGUCCAUGUGCGGGAGUAUCGGAGGCCGUCGGAUGGCAGAUGGGUUAGUGAUCGGGAGUGUAUCAUACGGAAGAUGCAUUCGGCACAAGCGCCGCAGGGUGUCGAGGCAUAA